This is a messenger RNA of Closterium sp. Yama58-4, 9711 nucleotides long. Lineage: Eukaryota; Viridiplantae; Streptophyta; Zygnematophyceae; Desmidiales; Closteriaceae. The record is from the annotation of a GenBank genome assembly.
AUGAAUAACGGCGGUGGAGGUCUUCCCGGCGCGCCUGAGCCAUGGGUGGAGCGCGAGUUGGAGAAGCGCAUGGGACAGCUGCUACCGCUGGUGGAGGAGUCUUUCUCCGUUGCUUCCUCCCUGGCUAAGCAAUUCGUGCAGGACCCAGCAGUGGAUGCUCUAGUGGAGGAUGACGAUACAGCCUACGCUGUUGAAGAGCUUGUAGCGGAUCUCGCUUCUAAAGGCAUCCCAGGGGCAGCGGAUCUGGACGAUGCGCUGCAGCAGUUUGGGUCGGAGCAGAUCGCGGAGUCUGUGGUGGCUUACUUCGAUGUGCUCAUGGCGGCCGUGGAUGGGCACCUGGAGAACGAGGGCGCGCCCAGUGACGGCGAGGCCAGUGAGGGAGCGAGUGAGGGAGCGAGUGAGGGAGCGAGUGAGGGAGCGAGUGAGGGUGCGAGUGAGGGAGCGAGUGAGGGUGCGAGUGAGAGGGGAAGUGGGAGCGAUGGGAGUUUCAGGAGGGGGAGGAGGGGCGUGGGGAGGGGUGGUAGAGGAAGCGAGAGUGGGAGUGGGAGUGGGAGUGAGGAAGGGAGUGUGAUAGAUGGUCGCGAGGAGGAGGAGGAUUAUGAGGGGAGAGGGGGGAUGAGGGGGGGAGGAAGGGGUGGGAUGGAUGGGCAUAGGCAUGAGAGAGGGGAGAGUAGAGGGAGUGAGUCGUGGGACGAGGAAGGGGAGGAAGGGGAUAGCUAUGGGGAGAGUGAAGAAGAGGACGAGAGGGGAGGAGCAGGAGGAGGAGGGGGAAGAGGAGCGAAGGGAGGAGGAGGGGGCAGGAUGGGAAUGGAGGUAGAUGGUAUGGAUGAUAUGGAUGAGGAGGGGAGGCUUGAUGAAGGGGAGGGUGAUAUGGACGCAGAGGAGGAGGGGUACAGGCGAGAGGAAGGGGGAGUGGGGAGGAUGUGGGGGGAGGAGGAUCGAGGGCUAGAGGUAGUAGAGGAGGAGGAUGAGGAGGAAUUAGAGGAGGAAGAGAGAGAAGGGGAGGGUAGGGGUACGGGGAGGUUGCUGGGCGCUGGGAGAGUGAGUUUUCGAGAGGGAGGGGGGAAGGUGGUGUAUGGGGGGGAGGAGGAGGGUGGGAGUGAGGUGGAGAGUGGGAGUGAGAUGGGGAGUGGGAGUGAGAGGGGUGAUGAUAGCCGGGGGGAUAUGAGAGGGCGGGAUGGGAGAGGCGGAAGGGUGGGGGAGGGUUCGGAAGGGGAGGGGGAAGAGGAUGCCCGAGGCUCCUUCCGAGGCUCACUUGCUGACUCGGGGUCUUUCCGAGGCUCUGUCGGAGGUUCGGCACGAAGCGGGGUUGGCGCGUACCAGGGUGCAGGCAUGGGAUUUCCGGAGCAGGAGGAGGGGGUUUUCGAUGAUGAUGAUGAUGAUGAUGAUGACGAUGACGAGGAUAUUCCUCUUGCCGAAGCUGGAGGUUCGGGAGAUUAUGGUUCAGGUUCGGACAGCGAUGUGGUGCCGAUUGCACAGCCAGGACGAUUACUGGACCUGGAUGGGGAAGGCUUGGGCGAUUUUCAAGGCGAAGAAGAUAUGUUCGGGGAGGGGGAUUCCCAAGGGGCGGCUUCUCAAGAGUCUGGCUCCCAAGAGGGAGAUUCCCAAGAGGGAGAUUUUCAAGAGGGGGCCUCUCAGGGGGAAAGUGAUUCUCAGGACGAAGCUGGGUUGCCAGAAGAGGCUGGUUCUGUCACUCCUGACAGUCUAUCAGGGUCCGGUGAAGAGACAGAGGAUGACGACGAUGAUGAUGAUGAUGAUGACGAUGAUGAUGAUAUUCCGAUAGCCAUGGUGAACCUGUCAAGCCAAAGCAACAACAGUAGCUUCGGCAGUCUGGGGGGCAGUGGCGGUGCUGGUGGUGGUGCGGGUGGCAGCGGCAAGCACGAUUUGCCGCACAUUCCAGCGGCAAUCAAGGCUUUAAGAUCGCAGCAUUUCGACGUUCCCCACAAACCGCUUACAGGGUCAGGGGGCCUGGGCAGUCCGAGAGUUGCUGCCCUCAGCCGCCCGGGCGCAGCCGGUUUCGUUCGUCCGAUGCCACCCACCGCCGGCCGCGUCAACUCUUUCUCCGUCUUUUCCGAGCCGCCCCAGAAGCUGCCGACCAACCGGGUGAACUCCUUCUCUGGACACCGUUUGCAGGGGGACGGCGUGCCUCUAACCCCGACUCCCCCGCCUCAUCCACACCCGCCCAUGUCAGAACGAGACCGGCUACUAGCCGCACGAGUGAACUCUUUUCAGAUGCGAGCUGUUAGCAGCAGCCCUCGGGCAGCAGCAACAGCGAAUAGAGUGAAUUCCUUCUCGCAUCCGGCUAGUGGGCUGGCAUCCCCCCUUGCUAUGGCGGCCGGGCGGGUAAAUUCGUUUAAUGUGGACAACCGGCCAGGGACUGGGGGCGGUGCAGGUGGGAUUCCGUCCUCUCCUCUGGCCAAUCGGGUGAAUUCGUUUAAUGUGGACGGGAGGGGUGGGAGUGGAAGUGGGUUUGCAGGGUCGCCGCUUGCCAAUCGGGUGAAUUCGUUUCAAGGGGUGGGGGUGGGUGUUAGGGGAGGGGGGGCGAUGGGGAUGGGUGAGACAGGGGUGGGGCAUGGGCGAGGUUCGGUUGGAUUCGGUGGUGGUAGGUUUGGGAUGGGCGUGGGAAGGGGGAGGGGGGCGGCUGGUAGUGGUGGUAGUGGCGGUUUUAAGGUGCCUUCUCGUGAUUCCUUUGACGGGGAAGUGGAAAAUGAGGAUGAGGAGGAUGAGGAGGAGAAAAAAGGGAGAGGAACGGGGGAGGGUCAUAGGGAUGGGGAUAAGGGGAGUGGCGGAAUUAGCAGGAGCGGCACCUCUGGGUUUGAGGAGAAGGAGAAGGAUGAGGGACUUGAGGGGAGAGAGGUGGGAGGAGGAGAGGGGGGAGAAGAGAUGGGAAGCAGGGAUGUAGUGGCAGCUGCAGCUGUGGUUGACGAUUCGAGUGAUAGUGAUGAGGAGGAGAGAAGGGAGAGGAUGGAAGAAGAGGAGCAUGGGGAUGAGAGGAGUGUGAGUGGAGGAGAGAGUGAGGGGUCGGGAGUGGGCGGCAAGAGGAAGCUGGGAGAAAGAUUUGGGCGGCUGCCCGGAUCGCCUGGGCAGUUUGGGGCAGGUGAUCUGGAUGAGGAGGUUGGUGCGUCCCCGUCUCGCCGGACCAAGCUGCAGGAUGGUUCGGGAGCCGAUCAGUGGCAGCUUCGGAAGCAUGGCCAGGUUGGGGAUGCAGGUCUGGUUACAGGCUCGGCAGCAGGCUUGGUGGAAGCAGCACCUUUGCAGAGCUUCGGAAGCGUUGACAUGACAAUGGGGGAGGCUGGAAGAGACGAGGAGAGAGUGAAGGAGGAAAGGGAGGGGGAGGAAGAGAGUGUUGGAGAGAAGGGUGAGGACUCUGGUUCGGAAGGGUCAGGUCCGGUGGAGGGUGAGAAGGGUGAACAGGGAGAAGAGGGUGGGGAGGGAGAAGAGAAAGGAUUGGAAGUUACUGGUAUUGACCAGGAGAAAGUUGGGGGAGAGGAUGAGAGGGAGGACGGGAGUGCGAGAGGGAGUGAGGAGGGGAGUGAGCGAGGAAGGGAAGCUGCUGAUGCUGGAGGUUUCGAGGAGGAAGGGGAUGGGGAGCAGCGUAGGGGGUUGAGUGCGGUUGAGAGGGAAGAUGGGGAGGGAGGCGAGGAGAGGAAUCGGAGCGAGGAGAGCAAGAGGAUGGGGUUGAUAGGGGGCCUGAGUGGCCGAUUAGGCUCAGGUUUGAUGGGGAGGAGGGGGUCAGGCUUGGUGGUGGAUGUGGGUAGGCCGAAUGAUGAAACAGAGGAGGAGGAUGAGGAGGGAGAUGGUGAGCAUAGCGAGCAUAGUGACGAUCAUAGGAGCGAGAGAGGGGAAGGGUCAGAAGGGGAAGGGUCUGUCAUUGAGUUGCAUCAGAGGGAGGGGGAUUUGACUCCUGAGCUAUCGCCCCAGGGAAGCUGGAAAGACGAGGGGGAGAGGGAGGGGGUUUUGACACCUGAGUUGUCGCCACAGGGGAGUUGGAGGGGGGAGUUUUCAGGGAGCGGGAGGAGGGAAGGGUGGGACGGGUUGGAGGGGGAGAGGGAGGGCAGGUACGAGGAUGAGAGGGGGAGUGAGGAGGGAAGUGAGAGGGGGAGUGAGGGGUCUAGAGGUGGAGAAGAAGAGGAGGAGAGGGAGAGGCAGUGGGAGAGUCUGAGGGAUGGGGAAGAGGAGGAGGGGAGUGUGAGAGAUGAGGAUGAGGAGAUGGAGAGAGGGGAGAGUGAGGGGGAGCGUGAGGGAGAGAGUGAGGAGGAGGAGAGGGAGAGACAAUGGGCCAAGAUGCAUGCUGGGAGUGAGGAGGGGAGUGAGGAUGGGAGGGAGGAGGGGAGUGCGAGGGGGAGUGAGGAGGGAAGUGAGAGAGGGAGUGAGGGUGAGAUGGAGGAGGGAAUGGAAUUGGAGGGAAGUAUGGGUGAGGGGAUGAAGGGAUUAGGACAAUUGGAAGAGGGAAGUGAGAAGGAGGGGGAGGAAGUAGGAGAGGAGGAGAGAGAGAGUGGGAGUGAUGAUGAUGAUGACGAUGAUGAUGUGGUGGUUGCAGUGGCAGCAGCAGUGCCAUCACCACCAGAAGAAGGGGAUUUAGAUAGAGACGAAUACCAAGGCUCGGAGAGAGGCUUGGAGGGCGGCUCGGAAACUGGCUCGGAAGCAGUGGGAGCUUCGACAGGAGAGGGUGGAGAGGGAGUGUAUCCGAAGCAAGGCGAUGCUUCAGUUGCUCUUAUCGAGUCUGCUUUUGACGAGAAGGGGGAGCAGGAGAAGGAGGAGAAGGAGGAGAGGGAGGGACAUGAGGAGGAGAAGGAGGAGGAGGAGCAGGAGGGGGAAGACAGGCAGCUGCAGGAGAGGGAGUGGAGGGAGGGGCGUGAAGAGGAUGAGGAGGUUGGUGGGGAGGAGUCCAGUAGUGAACGGGGUGGGGAGGAAGAGGAGGAAGAGGUGGAAGAGGAGGAGGAGAAGCAGAGGAGGGGAGCAGAGGCAGUGAGCGGUGGUCUUAUGGUGGGGUUGAGGGAAGGAGAGGAGAGUGAGGGGGAAGUGAGUGAGGGAGAAGAGGGUGCAGGGGAGGAGAGAGAAGGGGAAGAGGAUAAGGGAGAGUGGAGUGAGAGGGAGGGGAGUGAGAGGGAGGGGAGUGAGAGGGAGGGGAGUGAGAGGGAGGGGAGUGAGAGGGAGGGGAGUGAGAGGGAGGGGAGUGAGAGGGAGGAGAGUGAGGAGGAGGAUAGUGACGGGGAGGUGGGGAAGGAGAGGCGACACCGAUACCAUCAGAACCAGAUGGUAGAGGAUGAGGAGGAGGAGGGGGAGGAGGCGGAUGAGGGUUACAGAGAAAGGGAUUAUAAGGAGGAGCUUUAUAAGGAGUACGGGGAGGAUAGAGAUGAGUAUGAGAAUAAUGAAGAGGAGGAAGAGGAGGGCAAGUUGGCAGAGAGCAAGUUGGCGGAGGCCAAGUUGGAGGAGGACAAGUUGGAGGAGGACGAUAAGCGGAGUGACGUAUCGGGGGAGAGUGGGGAAGGGCUGUUCGAGAAUGGGGCGGGGGGUGAAGAGGAGAGUGAGGAGGAGGGUGAGGAGGAGGAUAGGAAGGAGGAGAGUGAGGGUGAUGAGAUGGAUGUUGGUGAAGGGAUUGAAAGACAAAGUGCUGGAAGGAUGGAGAGGGAGGAGGAGAUGGACGAGAGGGAGGAGGGGGAUUACAGGGAUUAUAGGGAUGAGAGAGAUUUUAUGGUGGAGGGUGAAAAGAGGGAAGAUCUUGAGAGUGAGGAGAGUGAGGGAGAAGGGGAAGCGGGGGAUGCGUGGAGAGUAAGAGGAGUGGCCGAGAGAGUGGAUGAGAGGGAUGGGUCCGAGGAAGAGGAAGAAGGGGACAGGGCGACAGGCAGUGAUGGUGAGGAGGACGAGGAGGUUGCGACUGGACAGGCUGUUCUGGGGGAGGCCGCGAGGGAGGAGGAGGAGAGGGAGGAGGAGAGAAAGGAGAGAGAGGAGGAGAGAGAGGAGGAGAUGGAGAGGGGCGAGGAAGGGGAAAAGGAAAGGGAAGGGAAAGGAAUUGACGGAGAGGAGGAAGGGGAGGAAUGGAUUAGAGACGGAAGGUCGGAUGAAGGAAUGGAGGCGAUGGUGGAGGAGAGUGAGAUGGAGAGUGAAAGAGGAGAGAGUGAGAGGGGGGGAAGUGAACGAGGAGAGAGUGAGAGGGGGGAGAGUGAGAGAGGCGAGGACGAUCUGGGAGAGAGUGAUAAAGAGGAGAGGGAAGACGAGGAAGGGAGGGUGGAGGAGCGUGUGAAUCAGUCGGAGAGAGAGAAAGGGGAAGAGGGUGAGGAGGAGGAUGCGUACAGAGAGAAAGAGAGGUAUGGAGAGAGGGAGGAGGUUGAAAGCGAGGGAGAAGAGGUUGAGGAGGAAGAGGAGGAGAGAGCAGAGGAGGAGGAAGAUGAGGAGGAGGACGGUCGAUCAGAUUCUCUUUUGUCUCCGGCCGUCACUCCCCAACCUGGCGCAGGCUCGGCCGAGCCUUCUCCUCACGCUCGGUCUGACGUUGGCUCUGGUGGAAGGUCGGAAGAGGAGGGAGAGGUUUGGGAGGGGGAGGAAGAUGGGAGAAGAGGGAGGAGGGAGUAUGGUGGGGGAGAGAGUGGUGGGGAGGAGGAGGAAGAGGAGGAGGCGGAGGAGGAGGAGGAGGAGGAGGAGGAGGAGGAGGAGGAGGAGGGAGAGGAGGAGGAGGAGGAGGAGGAGGAGGAGGAGGAGGAGGAGGAGGAGGAGGAGGACGAGGAUGAGGUUCGGGGUUCAGGCAGGCGUUACGACUCUGAUCAGCGUUACGACUCGGACCAGCGUUACGUCUCUGACAGGCGUAACGAAACGGGCAGACGUAACGGCGACUCCGACGGGCGUUACGACUCGGAGGAGGAUCGUUACGACUCGGAAGAAUGCUACAGGUCGGACCGACGGUACAAGUCCGAGAAACAGUACGAGUCAGAACAGCAAUAUGACUCGGAGCAGCCAUAUGAAUCAGAGAGACAAUAUGAAUCAGAAACACAAGACAAGGCGGAUAAGCGUGGGGAGAGAAGACGAGGAGAAGAUAGGGGAAGGCGCAGGAGCGAGGACGGUGGUUCUGGUGGGGAGGAUGAUAGGUAUGAGAGUGAGAGUGAUAGGCGUGAUAGGAGGGAAGAGAAGGAUGAGGAGCAGGAUGGGUAUAGGCGAAGGGAAUAUGACAGCGAUGCGUUUGGCAGGAGUGAAAGGGAUGAGGAGGAGGAAGAAGAGGAAGAAGAUGAGAAGGGUGAGAGAAGGAGGUAUAGAGAGGAGACAGGCAGUGAGGGGAGUGAGAGAAGGUACAGCGAGAAGGGUGAGGAGGACGAGGAAGGGGAGGAGGGAGAAGAGGGAGUGAAGGGAGAGGAGGGUGAGGAGGGGGACGAGCCUUUGACGUCGGAUGCAGGUGCAGGGGGGUUGGGAGGGGUUGGGGUCGGUAGAGGGGGGUUGGGUGCGGCUAUGAGGGCUGGUGUGCCAGUGGUUCCUGUGGUGGACGAACAGGGAGGGCCAGGGAGGACGUUGAGUGGGAUGGGUGGUGGAGGGGAGAAUUAUAACCUUGGCUCUGGUUUCCCAGAGCGGGAGGAGUUAGAGUCUCCUGCUGUGGUGAUUGCGCCUGGCCCUGGAAUGUUUGAUAUGGGCGCGGAUGUGGCAGGUGAAGAGGUGGGGAGGAGUGUGGGGAAGAUGGGAGUUAAGGAGAGGAGGAGAGGGGCGGUGGGGAGGAAGGGGAAACCCGUGAGAACGAUGAGUGAUGGACGGGGGAUGGAGAGGGUGAGGGUGGCAGGGGAAGAGGAGGAGGAAGAGGAGGGGGAGGCAGGGGGAGAGGAGAGGGGAGAGGGGGCGGGGGGGGGGAGAGGGAAAGGGGGAGCCAGGAGGAAGGGCACAUGGGAUGGGGCUAGUCCGUUGGGAUCUGGACCUGUGUUCCGAGGGGAGACGGAGGAGGAGGAGGAGGAGGAGGAGGAGGUUCGGGAGGAGGGAGAAAGGGAGGAAGAGAGGAAAAGGGAAGAGGAGAGAGAAAGGGAGGAGAGACAAAGGGACGAGGGGAGACAAUGGGAAGAGGCGGAAGACAAUGAAGCAGAAAGCGUGGAGGCAGAUGAGGAGAUGGAAGACGAGAAGAAGGCUGAGGAACGAGAGGAGGGAGAGAAGGGAGAGGAGGAAGAGGAGGGAGAGGAGGAAGAGGAGGAAGAGAAGAAGGCAGACGAGGAGGAAGAGAAAGGCGAGGAGGAAAGAGAAGAGGAAGGGGAGGAGGAAGGGGAGGAGGAAGGGGAGGAGGAAUGGUCAUCAGACGAAGCAGGAGAAGACAGGGACUCUGUUGCCGAAUCAAUGCAGCUCGGGGGAGCAGAAGGGGGAGGAGCACGUAUGGAUUCGAUGGAAAGAAGAUCUUCCAGCGGGCGGAAGUACCAGAGAAGCCUCAGUGAGGCGAGUGAUGCUGAUACGCCCCUGGCCAUGCCAGUCGCAGUGGGAGGGGCGCGGCAGGCUGGAGGGGAGGAUGGGGCGUCGGAGAUAGGUGAUGGGGAGGAGUCGGAUAUUGGUGUGCCGAUCGCCAUGCCCAUGGGUCCCACGCCGAAAAGACGAGUGGAGGGAGCAAGGCAUGCUGCUACUGCUGCUGGUGGGGGCAGUGGUGGUGAGGAGGAGGAGGGGGAGGACGGAGAGGAUGGGGAGGGGAGGGGAGGGUGUGCAAUGGACGAGGAAAGUGAGCUGGACGCUCCCAUUGCAAUGCCGUUAGCAGUGAGAGGGGCAGGAGGGAGCAGGAGGAGCAGCGGCGAAGGCAGCGACGGUGGGAGUGGAGACGUUGGGAUGGGGCGUGGUGGUGGUUGGACGGGCAGUGGUGUUGCCGAUGCCAUCCGGGCCGGUGUAAUAGAUGAUGAUGGGAUGAGCGUGAUGUCUAGUGAGCUUGGCGCACCUAUCGCCAUGCCUGUCGACGACAGCUUCGGCAGGACACCCGAGGCUACGGACGAGGCUCGGCGGCGAGCGCCGAACCAAGGGGCUCCGGCGCAGGUUCGGGCUCUAGCUGCGGAAGGCCUCCGAAGCGGAGGGCCAGGUUCGGCCCAUUCCUCCCCGAGGGGUGCAGGUCCGGGAUCGAGAGCCUCGUCAGCAGCAGGAUCGCCGAGGGAGAGAGGGAGACUGGAGAGCCAACGCUCGUCUUCUUUCAGGGCUCCUGUCCGGACCUCGAGCCUGCACUCCGAAGCAGCAGCGCAGGUUCGGCACAGCCCCGGGAAGGACACAGACACAGCAGCAGCAGACGGCGCACAGAUGGCUCGUGGCGGGUCCUUAUCCAGUCGCCACGCUGGCAGCCAUGCUGGCAGCCAGGCUGGCAGCCGACCAGGGAGCUUAGCUGGCAGUCCCAACAGCAGCGGUCGUCUUGCUGCUGCUGCUGGUGGUAGUGGUAGUGGGAGGGUGGCAGCAGGAGCAAGCAGCCUCGGUCCUGGUAGUGGUGCUUCUACCCCAACAGCCGGUUUCCUUGCUGCUGCUGGUUCACCUUCUGCUGCUGCUGCAUCUGCUUCAGUCACACCUCAUUCUGUCACACCACUUUCAGUCACGCCCAAUGGCGAGGGUGCUGGUUUUGAUGCUCCCGAGCCUGCAACACCAGUUGCCCAACCUGCCGAGAGUGGAAGACUGUGGGAAGACGAUGCAGCAGGGGCUAAGCGGCUCGCUGCUGCUGCUGGUGCGGGGAAGAAGAAAAAGAAGAAGUCCAAGUGGUUCAUGUGCUUCGGACCCCCGUCUGCUGUUGACGACUAG